AUGGACCCAAGUGGGGUCAAAGUGCUGGAAACAGCAGAGGACAUCCAGGAGAGGAGGCAGCAGGUCCUAGACAGAUACCACCGCUUCAAGGAACUCUCAACCCUUAGGCGCCAGAAGCUUGAAGACUCCUAUCGAUUCCAGUUUUUCCAGAGAGAUGCUGAGGAGCUGGAGAAAUGGAUUCAGGAGAAACUACAGAUCGCAUCCGAUGAGAAUUAUAAAGACCCAACCAACUUGCAGGGCAAGCUUCAGAAGCAUCAGGCCUUCGAAGCUGAAGUGCAGGCCAACUCAGGAGCCAUUGUUAAACUGGAUGAAACUGGAAACCUGAUGAUCUCAGAAGGGCAUUUUGCAUCUGAAACCAUAAGGACUCGUUUGAUGGAGCUGCACCGCCAGUGGGAGCUGCUUUUGGAGAAGAUGCGGGAGAAGGGAGUCAAACUGCUGCAGGCUCAGAAGCUGGUGCAGUAUUUGCGAGAGUGUGAGGACGUGAUGGACUGGAUCAAUGACAAGGAAGCUAUCGUGACUUCUGAGGAGCUGGGCCAGGACUUGGAGCACGUGGAGGUUUUACAGAAGAAAUUUGAAGAGUUUCAAACAGAUAUGGCUGCCCAUGAAGAAAGAGUUAAUGAAGUGAACCAGUUUGCUGCCAAGCUCAUUCAGGAGCAGCACCCCGAGGAGGGAACCAUCAAGACCAAGCAGGAUGAAGUGAACGCGGCCUGGCAGCGGCUGAAGGGACUGGCCCUUCAGAGACAGGGGAAGCUCUUCGGGGCGGCUGAGGUUCAGCGCUUUAACAGGGAUGUGGAUGAGACUAUCAGCUGGAUUAAGGAAAAGGAGCAGUUAAUGGCCUCUGACGAUUUUGGCCGUGACCUGGCCAGUGUUCAGGCUCUGCUGCGGAAGCACGAGGGUUUGGAGAGAGAUCUUGCUGCUUUGGAGGACAAGGUCAAAGCCCUGUGUGCCGAGGCCGACCGCCUGCAGCAGUCCCACCCUCUGAGCGCCGCGCAGAUUCAGGUGAAGCGAGAGGAGCUGAUUGCCAACUGGGAGCAGAUCCGGACUCUGGCAGCCGAGAGACACGCCCGCCUCAACGACUCCUACAGGCUUCAACGCUUCCUUGCUGACUUCCGCGACCUCACCAGCUGGGUGACUGAGAUGAAAGCCCUCAUCAAUGCUGAUGAGCUCGCCAAUGACGUGGCUGGGGCUGAAGCCCUGCUGGACAGGCAUCAGGAGCACAAGGGUGAAAUCGACGCUCACGAGGACAGCUUUAAAUCUGCAGAUGAGUCUGGACAGGCCCUGCUUGCCGCUGGCCAUUAUGCCUCAGAUGAAGUGAGGGAGAAGCUGAGCGUCCUGGCCGAGGAGCGGGCCGCCCUGCUGGAGCUGUGGGAGCUGCGGCGGCAGCAGUACGAGCAAUGCAUGGACCUGCAGCUCUUCUACCGCGACACCGAGCAGGUGGACAACUGGAUGAGCAAGCAGGAGGCCUUCCUGCUGAACGAAGACUUGGGAGACUCCUUGGAUAGUGUGGAGGCACUCCUCAAAAAGCACGAGGACUUUGAGAAAUCCCUCAGUGCCCAGGAGGAAAAAAUUACAGCACUGGAUGAGUUUGCAACCAAGCUGAUUCAGAACAACCACUACGCCAUGGACGACGUGGCCACCCGCCGAGAUGCGCUGCUGAGCCGCCGCAACGCCCUUCAUGAGAGAGCCAUGUGUCGCCGGGCCCAGCUGGCGGACUCUUUCCACCUGCAGCAGUUUUUCCGCGACUCCGAUGAGCUCAAGAGCUGGGUCAAUGAGAAGAUGAAAACUGCCACAGAUGAAGCUUAUAAAGACCCAUCCAACCUACAAGGAAAAGUACAGAAGCAUCAGGCUUUUGAGGCUGAGCUCUCGGCCAACCAGAGCCGCAUCGAUGCCCUGGAGAAAGCGGGGCAAAAGCUGAUUGAUGUCAACCACUAUGCCAAAGAUGAGGUAGCAGCUCGUAUGAAUGAGGUCAUCAGUUUAUGGAAGAAGUUGCUGGAAGCCACUGAACUGAAAGGGAUAAAGCUUCGCGAGGCGAACCAGCAGCAGCAGUUCAACCGCAAUGUUGAGGAUAUUGAGCUGUGGCUGUAUGAAGUGGAAGGUCACUUGGCUUCGGACGAUUAUGGCAAAGACCUUACCAAUGUCCAGAACCUCCAGAAGAAGCAUGCCCUGCUGGAGGCGGAUGUGGCUGCUCACCAGGAUCGGAUUGAUGGUAUCACCAUUCAGGCCCGCCAGUUCCAGGAUGCUGGCCAUUUUGACGCAGAAAACAUCAGGAAGAAACAGGAAGCCCUCGUGGCUCGCUAUGAGGCUCUCAGGGAACCCAUGAUUGCCCGGAAGCAGAAGCUGGCUGAUUCUCUGCGUUUGCAGCAGCUCUUCCGUGAUGUCGAGGAUGAGGAGACAUGGAUUCGGGAGAAAGAGCCCAUUGCUGCAUCCACCAACAGAGGCAAAGAUUUGAUUGGAGUCCAAAAUCUGCUAAAGAAGCACCAAGCCCUCCAAGCAGAAAUUGCUGGGCAUGAGCCCCGCAUCAAAGCCGUUACCCAGAAGGGGAACGCCAUGGUGGAGGAAGGCCACUUUGCUGCAGAGGAUGUGAAGACCAAGCUCAGCGAACUGAACCAGAAGUGGGAGUCACUGAAGUCCAAGGCCUCCCAGCGGCGGCAGGACCUGGAAGACUCCCUGCAGGCCCAGCAGUACUUCGCCGACGCCAACGAGGCCGAGUCCUGGAUGCGGGAGAAGGAGCCCAUCGUGGGCAGCACCGACUAUGGGAAGGACGAGGACUCCGCGGAGGCUCUACUGAAGAAACACGAAGCUUUGAUGUCGGAUCUCAGCGCCUAUGGGAGCAGCAUCCAGGCUCUGCGGGACCAGGCUCAGUCGUGCCGGCAACAAGUGGCCCCCAUGGAUGAUGAGACUGGGAAAGAGCUGGUCUUGGCUCUCUACGACUAUCAGGAGAAGAGCCCUCGAGAGGUCACCAUGAAGAAAGGGGAUAUCCUCACCUUACUCAACAGCACCAACAAGGACUGGUGGAAGGUGGAAGUGAACGACCGGCAGGGCUUCGUGCCAGCUGCGUACGUGAAGAAGCUGGACCCCGCCCAGUCGGCCUCCCGCGAGAAUCUCCUGGAGGAACAGGGCAGCAUCGCCGUGCGGCAGGAGCAGAUUGACCACCAGACGCGCGUAACUAAGGAGGCCGGCAGUGUGUCUCUGCGUAUGAAACAGGUGGAGGAACUGUAUCACUCUUUGCUGGAGCUGGGCGAGAAGCGCAAGGGCAUGUUGGAGAAGAGCUGUAAGCGGUUCAUGUUGUUCCGUGAGGCGAACGAGCUGCAGCAGUGGAUCAACGAGAAGGAGGCGGCCCUGACCAGCGAGGAGGUGGGCGCCGACCUGGAGCAGGUCGAGGUGCUGCAGAAGAAGUUCGAUGACUUCCAGAAGGUAUGAGAGGUCUUGCGUCUGA
Leptonychotes weddellii (Weddell seal) is the source of this 3436-nucleotide messenger RNA. NCBI's taxonomy places the organism in Eukaryota, Metazoa, Chordata, Mammalia, Carnivora, Phocidae. The record is from RefSeq and is a predicted model, not a curated record.